AUGCGAUCGUUCUUGAUCCUCUUCGGCAUCAUUCAUGCCUUCGCAUCUCCUCUAGCUGCGCCCAUCGUCAACCUCGACAUCGGGGCCUUUCGUGGUUCGAGUGACAAUGGCAGCGACGUCUUCCUUGGGGUCCCAUACGCCCAACCACCUGUAGGACGUCUGCGCUUCGUAACACCUCAGGCGAUUACUACGAGGACAAGCGGCAUACGCAAUGCUCUACAGUUCGGUAACGCAUGCCCACAACCACCCGAUGAUGAGGAUCUGGGGGCACCGGUCGGCGAGGACUGUCUGUUCUUGAACGUAUGGCGACCCGAGGGCACGAAAGAGGGCGCCGACUUGCCUGUACUCAUGUGGAUCCACGGCGGUAUGUUCGUUGAGGGCGCAGGGUCAGAUCCUACUACCCGCGGCGAACACAUCGUCGGGCGCAGCGUAGACAUUGGCAAGCCCAUCAUAUUCGUGUCCAUCAACUAUCGCCUGAACACAUUCGGCUUUCUCGCCAGUACCCAUGUACCUGUUCAAGACUUGAAUGCCGGGCUGCAAGACCAGGCCGCGGCUCUCAAGUUUUUACAAAAGAAUCUUCGCAGCUUCGGUGGCGAUCCCGAGAAGGUGACGAUCUGGGGCCAGUCUGCCGGAGCAGGCAGUGUGGCAUCGCAGAUCAUCUACGGCCCUUCUGGACUCUUCCGAGCGGGGAUCAUGGAUUCGGAUACCGGACCAUUCAAGAACUCGCCGCCGCCGAGCACGUAUGAUCUCCCCGGCUUUCCCUUUGACGUGACGGCCAGGGAAGUGGGUUGUACCCCAGGCCCGGCCGUUUUCGAGUGCUUGCAGAAGGCACCCUUCGAGACAUUGUUGAAUGUCAGCAACACCCAUCAGUUGGCGACGCUCAAUCAGCAGUUCUGGCAACCGACGCCCGCGCCGGGUAACUUCAUCAACGAGCGCGCAUCAACUAGAAUAGUCGCCGGGCAAUUCUUGGAUGUACCCAUGAUCAUUGGCACCAACCUGAACGAGGGAACCACCUUCUCGACGUCUCUACUCGGCCAGAAUCUGACCGGAACCGCACAACUCAACGCCUUCGACGGUUUCGUGAGAGCAUCCGCGAUCGACUCGAGCAAGAUCACCUCCGAUGUUUUAUCCCGCAUUCACCAGCUUUACCCCGCUUCGCCGCCCAGUCUUCCGCAUGCCACAGGCGACGAGCUAUUCGACCGCGCAGCGGCAUGGUACGGAGACAACAUGUUCCUCGCCGCGCGUCGUCGCUUCGUCGACGCUGCGAGCAAGAAACAGAACGUAUGGGCGUACCACUUCCGGGAGCUUGUACCAGGAAACGAUCCGACACUGGGCGUGUUCCAUUCUUCUGAACUUAACUUGCUCUUUGGGUCUGCUGCGACGGGCAUCGAGAAAGACUUUGCUGAUACUUAUCUCGACUUCUAUAUCAACUUUGUCCAUGAUCUCAACCCUGGCGCGAGUUGGCAACGAUUCACGCCAGACAGGCAGGCUGUGAUUCAACUCAAGCGGGACAAUGUCACUAUGAUACCAGACGACUUCCGCACGGAGUUCACAUCCUUUGAGAACCUGCCUGAGUUAUUGAACGAGUGGGAGAAAUGA
This is a messenger RNA of Peniophora sp. CBMAI 1063, 1599 nucleotides long. Lineage: Eukaryota; Fungi; Basidiomycota; Agaricomycetes; Russulales; Peniophoraceae. The record is from the annotation of a GenBank genome assembly.